UCCAGACCCAUCCAAAAUAUCCCAAAAACUGGGAAAAGCGCGGGUGGGUCACCCCCACCGAAGCCACGGAGCCACAACCCGAAUCCCGUGGUGAGAGCUUUAUUGGGAUCUGCCACCGUGGGAGCGGUGGGACGAGAGCCAGGCUGGCCCACGGGGCUUGGCUCGCUCUCCUUCCCCAACUCCCAAAACUUCCGGAUCAUUCCCAUUCCUGCUCCUCCUCCUGCUGAUCCAGGGAGAGGCAUUCCAAGGGAGGAGGCUCCAUCUCCUCCUCCCCGCCGAGGCCUCGGCGUGCCGGGACAGAGCCGCGUGCCGGCGGGAAGCAGCAUGGCCGAGCGGCUGUCGGAGGAGAAAAUCGCGGAAUUCAAGGAAGCUUUUUCCCUCUUCGACCGCGAUGGCGAUGGCUGCAUCACCACCAAGGAGUUGGGCACCGUCAUGCGCUCGCUGGGCCAGAACCCCACCGAGGCCGAGCUCCAGGACAUGGUGGGUGAGCUGGACGCCGACGGCAGCGGCACCGUGGAUUUCCCGGAGUUCCUGUCGCUGAUGGCGAGGAAGAUGAGGGACACGGACAGCGAGGAGGAGAUCCGCGAGGCGUUCCGGGUCUUCGACAAGGACGGCAACGGCUACAUCAGCGCGGCCGAGCUGCGGCACGUCAUGACCAACCUGGGCGAGAAGCUGACGGACGAGGAGGUGGACGAGAUGAUCAAGGAGGCCGAUUGCAACAACGACGGGCAGGUCAACUACGAGGAGUUUGUGAGGAUGAUGACGGAGAAGUGAUGGCUCCACAGGGAGCAGAGGUUGUGGUGGUUCUACCCCGGCCCCUCCAUCCCCUUCCUCCUUCUCCAGGUUGGAAAAUUCCUCUUUGAUCCCAUUUGGAGCAUCACCAACCAGCGUCUGCUGGGAUACGGAUGGAUUUGGGGUCCCCAUGGGAUGUCUCGUGUCGAUAUUCCGGGGGCAUUCCCUGAAAUCCCCGAGUCCAAUAAAAAACGUUCCCCCCACA
Molecule: messenger RNA, 997 nt
Organism: Cyanistes caeruleus (blue tit)
Lineage: Eukaryota; Metazoa; Chordata; Aves; Passeriformes; Paridae
Product: calmodulin, striated muscle
Cellular component (GO): myosin II complex
Molecular function (GO): calcium ion binding
Source: RefSeq, a predicted model, not a curated record